CCGGUCGUGUGCGCCGUGACUGCAGUGCGCCUUCACUUUUACUUCGUGACAAGGACAGGCGGUUUUCCUGUAGUCACAGCUGUCUCGUAGGCUCCAGCAGCCUCGAGGUGCCGUAGCGAUGGGUUUGCUGUCGGAAUUGGCGCGCGGCGUGUUCAGGGGCGCCGACCGGGUGGCAGAAUUCACCACCAAGCGGGGGCAUCGCACCUUCUUCAGGAACCGUGGAGCCCGGCGUACCGGAAUGCUGGUGUCAAGCGGCAAGUUCAUCACCUACCGGGAAAUGGUGCCCGAGUUCGUGGUGCCCUCUCUGCAGGGCUUCCGACUAAAGCCCUACGUGUCUUACUGCGCGUCCAAAGGAACCGAGGCGCCCAUGACGGCCAAGAGGCUCUUCGAUGAAGCGGUCGCCCCGCAGAUUGAGAAGGACGUCAAGGAGAACACGUUCGACCCCAUCCACCUGGAGAAGUACGGCUUCGAGCCAACGCAGGACGGCAAGUUAUUUCAGCUGCACCCCAAGAAUUAUGUAAGGUAGCGACGGAGCGGAAAGACCCCGAGCUCUUGUGGCUGCCGCCGAGUUACUCGCACAAACUUUAUUUGUUUUUCUUUCUUCAUUGAGUUGGAUGUUUGGUUUUGUACAGAAAUUAAAAGUUUUAAUUUGCAACUGCC
This is a messenger RNA of Polypterus senegalus (gray bichir), 660 nucleotides long. It is a transcript of the gene mrpl41, whose product is annotated as mitochondrial ribosomal protein L41. Gene Ontology annotation, cellular component: mitochondrial large ribosomal subunit. The transcript has 2 exons. The record is from RefSeq and is a predicted model, not a curated record. Bases 119 to 526 code for a protein of 135 amino acids. NCBI's taxonomy places the organism in Eukaryota, Metazoa, Chordata, Cladistia, Polypteriformes, Polypteridae. Gene Ontology annotation, biological process: translation. Gene Ontology annotation, molecular function: structural constituent of ribosome.